Messenger RNA from Phacochoerus africanus (Common warthog), 5310 nucleotides. RefSeq names its product coiled-coil and C2 domain containing 2A (gene CC2D2A). The coding region runs from base 298 to 5160 and encodes 1620 amino acids. The record is from RefSeq and is a predicted model, not a curated record. The transcript is spliced from 37 exons. NCBI's taxonomy places the organism in Eukaryota, Metazoa, Chordata, Mammalia, Artiodactyla, Suidae. Gene Ontology annotation, biological process: non-motile cilium assembly; protein localization to ciliary transition zone. Gene Ontology annotation, cellular component: ciliary transition zone.
CUCAAAGUGCGUGCUGUGUUCCUCUGCCAGCAGUGACCUGUCACUUUAAAAGAAAAAAAAGCCGCCGAGUGACCUUCCUUAGAAACGGGUUGCUAAGUGGGUGUUUUUGCAGAGUCGUGGCAGCAGCUUCCCAGGGAGCAGUCCAGGGACCGCCCCAACAUUCAGCCUUUCCCGCUGGAUUUUUUGUAGAAGAUUCAACCUUGAGACCAUCUCUCGCCACUUUCCCUCCAUCCCAGGAAGCGGAAUCUGCAAAGUGCCUUGAUAAAGUUCCUUAAGGGAGAAGCCACUGUAGCACAAAUGGGUCCCAAGGAAGAAAAAGUGAAAAUCAUCACAGAGGAGUUUAUUGAAGACGGUGAGGAUGCAGGUGCAGGAAGACAGAAGAAGACCCCAAAGGUGCCAAGACAAAAAAGAAAGAAACAGCUGCCAGCGGCUGGCCCCGAGGAAAUGGUGUCCGAAACACCCCGUCUGGACGAGGAACAAGAGCCGGGGCAGGAUGGUUCUGCUGCGCGCCUCCUGGGCUCGAAGACCCGACGAGGCCAACGGAGCUUACCUCCAAUUCCUUCAGCUUCCAGAACAGGCUUUGCCGAAUUUUCCAUGAGAGAACGCAUGAGGGAGAAGUUACAAGCUGCCAGGUCCAAAGCAGAAAGCGCGUUGCUGCAAGAAAUUCCCCCGCCUCGGCCCAGGCGCUUACGAAGUCCUGGUGAGACAGAAGUGGAGACAGAGUUUGGCACAGAGCCGGGUGGAGAGAUGCAAAGAGCUCAACCCGAAGAUGACUCCCAAGGUCAUUCAAGAGUCAAGUUCCACGAUUCUGUACGAAAAAUCAAGUCUAAACCCACGGUUCCGCCUGGCUUCCCUUCUGCCGAGGAAGCCUAUAACUUCUUUACUUUCAACUUUGAUCCCGAACCGGAGGACUCAGAGGAAAAACCAAGAGCAAAAAAUAGAGAUGAAACUAACCAAGAGGAGAAGGAAGGAGAGGAAGAAGAGCCACCUGUGCAAGAAGGAGUAAACCAAACGGAUGAGGAAGAACUGCUUGAAGGCAAAGAUGCUGAGGAUCUCCUGCUGGGCUUGGAUCAGGCAGCUGAAGAUUUUGUGGCAGUUAGACCCGCAGAUUAUGAAAGCAUCCACGUUCAGCUGCAGAUGGAAAAAGAACUCCUGUUCAUACCCAGCAGACUGACAGUGCCUACGUAUAAAAAGCUUCCAGAGAAUGUGCAGCCCAGGUUCCUGGAAGACGAAGGCCUUUACAUCGGGGUGCGACCGGAGGUGCCUCGAACCAACCAGAACAUCAUGGAGAACAGGCUGCUGACGCAGGAUCCGGGGAGGAGGUGGUUCGGCGAUGAUGGCAGAAUCCUAGCUCUGCCCAACCCCAUCAAGCCAUUUCCUUCACGCCCACCUGUGUCACCACGGGAGCAGGACCUUAAGGCAGAACUGGAAACGCUGUAUAAAAAGGCAGUAAAGUAUAUCCACAGAAGUCAGCAUAUGAUUGGAUCUGGAGACCUUCCUGGAAAUUUCCAACUGGACAUUGACAUUGCAGGGCUAAUCUUCACGCAUCAUCCCUGUUUCAGCCGAGAGCAUGUUUUGGCAGCCAAGCUGGCCCAGUUAUAUGACCAGUACCUUGCAAGACGCCAGAGAAACAAGGCACAAUUUCUAACCGAUAAGCUCCAAGCUCUGAGAAAUGCUGUUCACAUGGGCCUUGAUCCAGCAAAAGCUCCUAAGUCUCUUGAAACAACCUCCAAAGCCAUCAAUGAAUAUAAAUCUGAAAUUCGGCAGACAAGAAAACUGCGUGACGCUGAACAAGAGAAGGAUCGAGCAUUGCUUAAGACCAUCAUAAAAGUUUGGAAAGAGAUGAAAUCCCUUCGAGAGUUCCAGAGGUUUACAAAUACACCAUUGAAACUUGUUUUGAGAAAGGAAAAAGUUGACCAGAGAGCAGAGGACGAAGCAUAUGAAGCAGAAAUUCAGGCUGAGAUAAGUGAGUUGUUGGAAGAGCACUCGGAAGAGUAUGAGCGGAAGAUGGAGGAAUACAGAGCCGCACAGCAGCAGUGGAAAGCCUGGAAGAAAGCCCAGAGGGCCAAAAAGAAGAAAAAGAAACAAGCAGUGGAAGAACAUGCCGAUGAGGAGAUGGAGGAGCCAGACCCCGGGGAAGAGCCUGUGAAGCCCAUCCCUCCGGAGCCCAUGGACCAGGCUGUGCUAGAGCAGCAGGUGAGGGAGAGGGCAGCCCAGAGCCGGAGGAGGCCCGGGGAGCCCACGCUGGUCCCAGAGUUGAGCCUGGCGGGGAGCGUGACACCCAACGACCAGUGUCCCAGGGUGGAGGUCUUGCGAAGGGAGGACGUCAGGAGGCGCUCGGUGCACUUGAAGGUGAUCUUCAACAACAAGGAAGUGUCCAGGACCGACAGUCGGCCGCUCGGGGCAGACUUCCGAGUUCACUUCGGACAGAUUUUCAAUUUGCAAAUAUUCAACUGGCCGGAGAGUUUAACACUGCAGGUAUACGAAACCAUUGGACACAGUGGCACCAGCUUGCUAGCAGAAGUGUUUCUGCCUAUUCCUGAAACUACUGUUGUCACUGGAAGGGCUCCUGUUGAAGAAGUGGAGUUUAGCAGUAACCAGCAUGUGACCCUGGACCAUGAGGGCGUUGGAAGUGGAGUCCCCUUCUCAUUUGAAGCUGACGGUAGUAAUCAACUGAUUCUGAUGACCUCGGGGAAAGUGGCCAACAGUGUGGCAUGGGCCAUUGGAGAAAACGGGAUUCCUUUAAUUCCUCCAUUGUCACAGCAGAAUAUUGGAUUUAGAAGUGCUUUGAAGAGAGCAGAUGCCAUCUCGUCGAUUGGCACAUCAGGACUGACAGACAUGAAAAAGUUGGCCAAGUGGGCAGCAGAGUCCAAGCUUGACCCCAAUGACCCCAGCAAUGGUCCUUUGAUGCAGCUAAUCUCGGUUGCUACCAGUGGUGAAUCGUACGUCCCUGAUUUCUUUCGGCUGGAACAGCUACAGCAGGAAUUUAACUUUGUUUCAGAUGAGGAAUUAAACAGAUCCAAACGAUUCAGGCUUCUUCGUCUUAGAAGCCAAGAAGUGCCAGAAUUCCGAAAUUAUAAGCAAAUUCCAAUAUAUGACCGAGAAAUUAUGGAAAAGGUAUUCCAGGACUAUGAGAAACGGUUACGAGACAGAAAUGUAAUUGAAACCAAGGACCACAUAGAUACCCACAGGGCCAUAGUGGCCAAGUACCUCCAGCAGGUUAGAGAAUCUGUGAUAAAUCGUUUUCUCAUUGCAAAACACCAUUUUCUUCUUUCGGAUUUGAUAGUCGAAGAAGAAGUUCCCAGUAUCAGCAUUUUGGGCCUGAGCCUUUUCAAACUGGCGGAACAAAAGCGACCACUGAGGCCCAGGAGAAAAGGUCGGAAGAAGGUCACAGCCCAGAAUCUGUCUGAUGGAGACAUAAAGCUGCUGGUGAACAUUAUCCGGGCUUAUGACAUUCCGGUGAGGAAGCCGACAACCAGCAAAUUCCAGCAGCCAUCGAGAUCUUCAAGGACUUUUGGCGAAAAGCAUGCUGCUUCCCCAGCCACACACAGCCCAACCCACAGUGCUGACUACCCCCUCGGCCAGGUUUUAGUACGUCCUUUUGUAGAAGUUUCAUUUCAGCGGACAAUUUGCCAUACAACUACGGCCGAAGGCCCAAACCCCAGCUGGAAUGAAGAACUUGAACUUCCAUUUAGGGCCCCCAACGGGGAUUAUAGCACCACGAGUUUGCAGUCAGUGAAAGAUGACGUGUUCAUCAACAUCUUUGAUGAAGUGCUCUAUGAUGUCUUGGAGGAUGACCGUGAAAGAGGAAGUGGAAUCCACACCCGUAUCGAGAGACACUGGUUGGGAUGUGUGAAAAUUCCAUUCAGCACCAUCUAUUUCCAAGCCAGGAUUGAUGGGACAUUUAAAAUCGACAUUCCUCCAGUUCUCCUGGGCUACAGCAAGGAGCGGAGUGUGACGGCAGAUCGGGGCUUUGAUCCCGUCCGAAGCCUGAGUGAAGGCUCCUACCUCACCCUGUUUAUUACCUUGGAGCCGCAGCUGGUUCCCGGGGAGUCGGUUCGAGAAAAGUUUGAUUCUCAGGAAGAUGAGAAAUUACUUCAAGCGACAGAGAAGUUUCAAGCUGAAUGUGCCUUAAAGUUUCCAAAUCGUCAGUGCCUGACAACAGUGAUUGACAUUAGUGGGAAAACGGUCUUUAUUACUCGUUAUCUCAAGCCUUUGAACCCUCCUCAGGAGCUCCUUGGCGCCUACCCCAACAACCCCCAGGCAACAGCUGAACUCGUGGCUCGAUAUGUGUCUUUGAUCCCUUUCUUGCCUGACACUGUCUCAUUUGCCGGGAUCUGUGACCUGUGGAGCACAUCUGAUCAAUUUCUUGAUCUCCUGGCAGGAGACGAAGAAGAGCAUGCAGUAUUACUCUGUAAUUAUUUUCUCUCCCUGGGUAAGAAGGCCUGGCUGGUGAUGGGCAAUGCCAUUCCUGAGGGUCCAACCGCCUAUGUGCUUACUCAGGAGCAAAGUCACUAUUUAUUAUGGAAUCCUUGCAGUGGACAUUUUUAUGGACAAUUUGAUACAUUCUGCCCCUUAAAAAGUGUGGGCUGUUUAAUAGGUCCCGAUAAUAUUUGGUUUAAUAUUCAACGAUAUGAUUCCCCACUGAGGAUUAAUUUUGAUGUCACCAAGCCCAAGCUAUGGAAAUCUUUCUUUUCAAGAAGCCUUCCAUAUCCUGGCCUUUCCAGUGUUCAGCCAGAAGAGCUAAUUUACCAGCGGACAGACAAAGUGGCUGCAGCUGAACUGCAAGACAGGAUCGAAAAAAUACUGAAAGAAAAAAUCAUGGACUGGAGGCCACGCCAUCUGACUCGGUGGAACAGAUACUGCACCUCCACUCUGCGUCACUUCCUGCCUCUGUUAGAAAGAAACCAGGGCGAAGACGUGGAAGACGACCACAGGGCAGAACUGCUCAGACAGCUGGGAGACUACAGGUUCUCUGGAUUUCCCCUUCACAUGCCAUACUCUGAAGUGAAGCCUUUAAUUGAAGCUGUGUACAGUACUGGGGUACACAAUAUUGAUGCUCCCAAUGUUGAGUUUGCUCUAGCUGUAUACAUCCACCCAUAUCCCAAAAAUGUUUUGUCUGUUUGGGUUUAUGUUGCCUCCCUUAUACGCAACAGAUAAUUGUUUCAUUGUACAUUUUUUUAUCAUGUAAAAAUGACAGUUAAGAUAGGAGAAUAUUUUAAAGUGCAACUGAUCCACCAGAGAGAAGAGAAUACUUACAAAUAAUGAAAUAAAAUCAUUAUUUUCAAAAUGUACAAAAUAAAUGUUUUU